AUGAAGGAAGACCCUGCCAAGCUGGCCGACAAGAUGCUGCGCACCCCCAAGUGCUCCAGGUGCCGGAACCAUGGUUUUCUGGUGCCGGUCAAGGGCCAUGCGGGCAAGUGCCGCUGGAAGCAGUGCACCUGCGAGAAGUGCUACCUGAUCACCGAGCGCCAGAAGAUCAUGGCUGCGCAGAAGGUGCUCAAGAAGCAGGCCUCCGAGGAGGAGCAGGACGGGGCCCUCGUCGCGCAGGGCCCGGAGCUGUUGACAGGGGCCGCGGCCGCAGCCGCAGCCCUGGGCGCAAGCCUCCGCCAGCUGCCUCUGCUGACCGCUUCGGGAGACUGGGAGCCAGGCCCCGAGUGCCGCGUGGCCGCCGGCUUCCCAGAGAGGCCCCCACGGGGCCCGAGCCCCGGCCCGAGCGCCUUCCAGCCAGUUCUGGGCGGCCACGGCCGCGGCCGCGGCCACGUGGGGCCGAGCGGCGAUCGAGCCGCCGUGGCCAUGCCCGGUUCGGUGGGGCCCCAGCUUGGGAUGGAGGUAGCAGGCAGGGGGUGCCCUGACCGCCUGGGGCUGCGCAGUCCGUUGCGGCCCCUGCCCAGCCCGCCGUUCGACUUCGGGCUCCCUCUGAACAUCAGCUCAGAUCAUGUGGUGGGGCUUGAGCACCUGGAGAGGCAGCCUUCCAAGCUGUACCCCAGCUGCUCCAACAUGCAUUCCUACUGUGCAUUCCCACUGGGCUACCAGGAUGGAUCCCCGCCUCCGGGGAUCCCCCUGCAGCGGGGCUUCCGGCAUGUGUCCUGCAGCCCCUACCAUGGAGGAAGCUUGGUGUCGGAGUCGGUGGGAGACUUCCAGCCAAGCUACUACCCGCCGCCUCCGCCUCCGCAGCAGCCUCAGUUCCUCCCGCCCGGCUUCCUGUCUGCGCUCCACUUCCUCCCACCACUGCCGCCGCCACUGCCGCCGCCACCAGCAUCUUUCUCUCUUGCUGUCCUGUCUGACACAGACAAGGAGACCACUGAUGACCAGGAUGUGAAGGUGCCAGCACCGGCGCCGGAGGAGCCGCCCGAGGUGCCGCCCGAGAAGAACGAGGAAGGGGAGGAACCACCGCCUGAGCCCAGCCAGCCGCCCUCUCAGGAGCAGUCCGACUAG
Messenger RNA from Puma concolor (puma), 1125 nucleotides. It is a transcript of the gene DMRTB1, whose product is annotated as DMRT like family B with proline rich C-terminal 1. Gene Ontology annotation, cellular component: nucleus. The record is from RefSeq and is a predicted model, not a curated record. Gene Ontology annotation, molecular function: DNA-binding transcription factor activity, RNA polymerase II-specific; RNA polymerase II cis-regulatory region sequence-specific DNA binding. Lineage: Eukaryota; Metazoa; Chordata; Mammalia; Carnivora; Felidae. Gene Ontology annotation, biological process: regulation of transcription by RNA polymerase II; germ cell development; sex differentiation.